AUGGAUCCCAUAACAGCCCUCGGCUUACUAUCCUCAGUGUCACAGCUCAUCCAGACCAGUAAUUCUCUCUUGGAGUUAAUGAAGAGUUUCAAAGAUGCCGAGAAAGAAAUCCUUGAACUUUUCAAUGAUGUCUCGAUUUUCGACGAAGCUCUCAAGGGCUUCGAUCGCGUGUUGCGAAGCCGCCAAACGAGACACAACAUAUCUGCAAAAGUCAUACAUAGCGCGCUUCAAGACGCUCUCGCAACAAUCCAAGAUCUGAAGACGAGAUUGGUACAAAUGUCGAAGUCCGAAGUCUCACCUAUGCGUCGAAUGAAAUGGGUGCAACACAAAUCGGGCCUCAAAAAGCUUCACGACCGCAUCAAAGAGCAGAGUGCAAUGCUGCAAAGUUUUUUGGCAUUAGCGCAUGCAGAAACAUUCCUUGCGGUCUGCAGCCAACAUCCAGAGUUCCUCCAGAUCGGCUCAACAGACGAUGGAGAAAGCGACUCCGCAUCUCUCCAGGAUUCCAUAAUAUCUGAACCUUCAACGCUUGCAUCUGGCAGCUCGACAUCCUCGCUUCGGAGAAUAUCUAUCGAUACUACUGCGUCAUCUGUUGGAAGUUCGACCUCGUCACUACAGAGGCUUUCAAUUGAUACCUCACCGACAUCUCCAUUGGUCCAGAGUUUUGUGGACAGCGUCCACGUCCACCACGAGGCGAACCAGACGACAAAUGUCGACGGUCAUUCAACAGACGCAUUGGCAAUUCGUCGAGCGUGCCGAUAUGACUGUUUUUGCAAAUGCCACGCACGGAGUACGCCUAUUCCAAUUAGAGGUUUGUCGAAGGUCAAACCGCCGCAGUAUCAGUGCAGCGAGCCCAGCUGUCAAGGUGCAAAGUCAUUUGGGGAAAAGGUUGUGGUCCCUUCUACAUUCUUCCGCAAAGCCAUUUCACAGGUGAUGUCAUCCAAAAGUAUCAAGGUUCGCUAUGACCUGAACACUUAUCGAAUGGUAUCAGAGGGGUCGGACGCAAUGCGAUAUGUAAAGCAUGGCAAUCUGGAGAAGCUGAAAGCCUGCAUCAAAUCUGGAGAGGCUACUCUAUGGGACACGGCGCCAGAUGGAUGGUCUCUUCUCCACGACUUGGUGCUGAUACUGAAGCUGCUGACAUUGGGACACGGUUCGUUGCAGUCGAUGAAAGUUUCCAAGCUCACGAAGCUAAUACUUGCGAAUAGCAAACCUGCUGACCUAGCUAUCUUGAAAUCGCUGGGCGCGGACUCGACACGUGUUGAACAAGACAUUGUGGAAGUUUUUUCUCAAAAAGAUGACUAUAUCAGUGAUUUUGAAUUCACGCCAAUUCACAUUGCUGUUCUCGACAUUUAUAAGCCUACAGACGUGGAGCGCCCAACGCUUGAACAGCUCAUAGAACUCGUCGACGAUGCUAACAACGCUCCUGCAGGAACGGACUGGGCUAAGUGGAAAAUAAGAUACCGAAAGAGGUCCCCACUGUUCGGUGAAAUCAUUGAGCUCUUUCGAGCUUUGGCAUCCGAGAAACCAAAGACUCCCAAAAUCAUUCACAACCUCCUCGAUCAGAAAGACAGAAAGUACUGCUGGACGCCCUUACACUGGGCCAGUUCGGCUGGACGAACAGACAAAAUGAAGAUCCUCAUGGACCACGGCGCAGACCCUUUUAUAUUAUCAAAUUUGGAUGCCAACAUCAUACACGCUGCAGCAGAGUCUAAGGCACUGAGUGGCUUGGUUAGCGCUCUUGAAAUCUGGAAACAAUAUCCGCAGCGGCUCAAUAUCAAUCAGGCCAACCGCUGGGCAGAAACACCGUUGCAUGUGGCUGCCUGGGGGUCUGUGGAAUGUGUUCGGCUUCUUUUGGAAGCAGGAGCGGACCGUAAUGUUCGACAAGAGGACCAGCAGGUUCCGCUUCAUUGUGCGGGUUUAUCGACGCGAGGUGAUAUCAGACGAGAUAUUGUUGCUCUACUUUGUGGCGGAGAGAGUGGACCGCAUAUCAAUGCGCAAGACGUGGACGGCCGGCCACCAAUGUUCGAUUUCUUAGAUGAUCCCAAGUGCAUGGAAAUGUUGAUCAAUGCCGGUGCGAGACUCGAUGUGUUAGAUACCUCCGGAAAGAGCACAUUCCAUCACGCGUGCAUACAGGACGAAACCGAAUCACUGAAAUUGCUUCUCAGUCUAUCUCCUCCUGACUCCGUAAUGGUCACAGUGAAAGACCACGACGGCAACAGUGCGCUCAUCCACGCUCUUCGCCACGGCAGCGCAGAGAGUGCGAUGAUUCUGCUAAAACUCGAUAACGUGGGAGACAUCGUCGGUCAAGACGGAUGGGCGGCAGUCCACCACGCUGCGAAAUUGGGCAAUCCCGACGUGUUGGAGGCGGUUUUGAAGCAUUCGAGUUUCGUGAAAGGCAUGAAGACUAUUGACGGGAAGACUGUCGAGGUUGUCGCUAUGGAGUCGGGGAAUUGGUGUGGGAGAGUGAAAGAACUGCUGAGGAAGUACAACUCGGUGACAUGA
Messenger RNA from Letharia lupina, 2499 nucleotides. RefSeq lists its product as uncharacterized. The record is from RefSeq and is a predicted model, not a curated record. The coding region runs from base 1 to 2499 and encodes 832 amino acids. Lineage: Eukaryota; Fungi; Ascomycota; Lecanoromycetes; Lecanorales; Parmeliaceae. The transcript has 4 exons. Gene Ontology annotation, molecular function: protein binding.